UCAGCUGAUUGAAGACAACAAAUCGAGAUUUAGCAGAAGAGGGAGACAGGUGUGGCCAAAUACACGAAAUAGUCAUUUAAUUCCUUUUGCAUUUGAAUUAUCAGUCCCUUUCAUUGUACUAGAUUAUCUGAAUACACAAGAAUACGCCUGGAAUAUAGAAAUAUGAUUGUAUGUUAGUCCAGAUCUGAGUUAUUGCCACAUUGCCGUCACGAAUCUAUCCUCGACGAAGCAGAGUGCAGAACCAGAUAAGGAUUUCCUCAAGGAACUGCAGGUGCGGAGGUAAUGGUGAAGAUAUGAUCAAGACAGAACUGGAUUUCAUUUCUUAUUUGCUUUGAAAGGAGAAUGGCAAGUGUUAAGAUCCCUGAACAGAAAAUAAUACUGUGUGGAGAAUAUGGUGUAGGAAAAAGCUCCCUCUUUCGACGGUAUGCAACGAACACAUUUGUCACAGCAACUGACAGAAAGUCUACUUUAGGUCUAGAUCACUAUGAAAAAGUUUACCGCACUGGAGAUAGGGAAGUUAAGCUCCAACUAUGGGACACAGGUGGCAUGGAGAGAGUAGCAAGUAUAACAUCGUCUUACUACAAGUUUGCAGAGGGAGCUAUUCUCGUCUUUGCCCUGGAUAACCCUGACUCCUUCAACAUCCUGUCUCAGCAUCUCUUAGAUAUUGUAACAUAUGCUGAGAAUGCAAAGAUAUUCCUCUGUGGAAACAAGUAUGAUUUAAAGAGUCAAAUCCAAGUCACAGAUGCAGAUAUGGAGAACUUUUGUGAACAGUGUCACAAUCUCAUAUCUGGCAUCUUCAAGACUUCUUGUAAAACUGGUGCAGGUGUGGAAGAAAUGUUUGCUGAAAUAGCAAGACAACUAAGUGACUCUAACCGGUCCCGGAAGGAGUUGGAGACAAUCAACAAAGAUUCCUUCAAAGUGACACCACCAGAAGGAGAACCAGAGGAAUCGUGUUUAUGUUGAGUGUGGAAAAUCUCAGCUGUGAUUAUGCCAUGCAACCGUCUACUUUCCCAGGAAGAGCACCAUUUUCCUUGUCUUGCCAUGACCCAGAAACUUCCACAUUUUUUAUCUGGAAGUGGUUAAGGUAGACGAGCAAUAUUCAAGUAGUUACCUUGGCAGUAGUCUCAUGUUUUUAUUAUGGAAGAUUGACACGACUUGUGAAUUUCUGUGUUCAGCAUGUCUUGGAUCAUUUUUUUCCCAUGAAUGGAUCAUUUACAGAAUAACAGAGCUUUAACUUAGAGAACUUAGUUGUUGUUUUUAAUAAUAUUUAUAUACAGUGACCCACACAGCUUUUUAAGUAUGUCAUUGCAAGAUCAUGUAUUUUUGAACAAAACAAAUAUUAAGAGGGUGAUGUAGCCUGAAUGAUAUGGUAGCUUUGUUAGUGUGAAUGAAUUUAGGUUUUGUUAAAAUUGCUUAACAUGGUAAGUAAUCAGUCCUUUAGAAUACAGUGACUUGUAUGAAAAACUUGGUGGAGAUACCUGUCUUGUUUGUAGGGUGUUGGGUGUACAUGAAUGGAAUAUAAGAGAACAACAGGUGAAGUAGCAUAUCCUGUAAAACAGGAAAGAGAUGUGGGUACCAAAUUCAAGUUCUGAUUGUUAUUUCAUCAGAUGAAUUUUCCAGAAUAUUAGGGUCUGAAGAUGAGUUUAAUGUAUGUAAGGAUUUAUGUUUUCAACUUACUAAGUGUCUUAGAAAUUGUUUUGAAAUUAUAUAUGAUUCCCUCUAAACACUAACAACUACUGUAUUAAUCAGAUAAUGAACUUUUAACAACAGGAAAAUGGAGAAGUUGAGACAAAAAUCACAAAAAUUAUAUUUAAGACAAAAUACUUUUCUCCAUCUCAUUUUGGGAUGGAAAGGGUAGCAAAUGACAACAUUUUAUGUCUUAUCAACACUUAUGUUGAGGUCAUAAUGAUGUUAGUGAACAUGAGAUUUUUAUUAGAAUUCUGAAGUCCUGAUAUUUUGAUAACAUUUUUGUUAAACAUAAUUGAAAAAUAUUUCUUGUGAUAAUGGUUCUGUCUUGUGAUGAUUCCCUUGUCUUCAUUUUGAGCAGCAUGUAUUUAUCUCUGAAAAAAUAUCAUUUAUGUUUCUCUGUUCAAAUAAUAUAGUAAUUUAUUAUAAAAAAACUUUGUAUUUUAUGACAGGUAUUAUAAUGUCUACCUUAUUGUUGAUUCCCUUUCUUCUAUCAUAUUGACAUUAUGGAAUUCAGCUAAGUGCAGGAAAGUGUUCUCUAUCAACAGAUACAUUUUCUUAUCAUUCAACAUGGCAAAGUGCAUAGGAGGAAGUUUAGAAUCACACUUAACAGUUAUACCUAAAAUCAGAAAUUGGUGUAGUUAUGAUGCAUGUGAAUUAUGAGAUAUGGCACUAGCUUUAAAGACAUGUUUGUUCAUGGAGCACAUCCUUUUUUUUCUUUUUUUUUCAAUGGCAUUAUUAUUGCCAGUGUCUUUUUCAGAAUUAUGAUAAUGGUAGUUAGUAUUAGAGAGGCUUGCUAGACUGUAUCUACAUUUUAGAUAUUAUGAAAAGUUCCUUGUUGGUAACCAGUGAACAGUUUAAGUUUGGAAGAUAAGGAACAAUAUGCCGCUUAAAUAUAUUGUAGGAGGAGGGGAGUGUAAACAGGGGUGUACAAACAGAACAUUCCAAAUUUGAAGUUUUCUUGGGUUAAACAUGAGAUAAGCUAUUGUAAUUUAUGUAAUUAUAAAUGGGUAAUGGCAAUAGAAAGAAGAAAAAGUCUCAGGAAAGGUACUUAACCUUAUAGAGGUUACAAGAUUUUUAGUUCUGAUGGUUACUCCAGUAUCUGGCAUUAAGUUUAAUUAAAAAUACUAUUUUGUUGAUUCACUAAUGAUGCAGAUGUUGAAAAAGUAAGCAAACAAUUCUAAUUUUCAAGUCUAUAUGUCUUCCAUCUAGCAUUUAAUAGGAAGAAAACUUGUAAUAAUUUUUUGAGUCAUGUUCAAGAAUUAUGCCUUUUUCUCCAUUGGAAUGUUCUUUAUAUUGUGGGUAUAGAUACAUCUAGGGAGAUUACUUAAGUUGUCUUAUGUUGAUGAUAAAAGGUUCUUAACAUUUGGUAUUCAGGUGCAGAAAAUGAUUGCUAUCUUAUCUUAACCCAAUGCUGCUGGGGCCGAUGUGUAAGUACAUGCCAUGGCCGCUGUCAGUUUAAUUUGUUAAUUGUCUUUACACACAGAUGGCUCCACAAGUACUGUUUACCCUUUUUCUUGAUAUCAGAUUUUUUUUUUUUUGUUGAUCUUGCAUUGCUAUUAGGAAAGUCAAUAAUGUUAUUAUGAUUAUAAUGUCGAUAAUGAUAAUAAUAGGAUUGAUAUGUAUUGUAUUUGUAUAAAAAAAGCAAAAACAUUAAAAAAAAAAAAAAACCUCAAGGAAAGUGAAACCAUGGGAGGUCACAAGGUCUACUAAUUACCUCUGUAGUGGCUAAGCACUUGUGGAGCCAUUUGUGUGUAGAGACAUUACACAAAACAAUACUAUAGUGAACACUACAUUUUUCUGGUGGCAUUGGGUUAAUAGAUAUUAGCAUUGAAUGUACAUACACAUUUUCUCUGAACAUAUUAUUUGUUUAUUGAAUAAACCCAGUCACUGUACAUUUUAGUUUAUGAUUUAUUUCUUCUGUAAAUGCAAAAGAUCAGCAGAAAGUAAACACAUCAUAUAAAUAGAGGGUGCUGCUGUGUGAAGUAUCAACUGUAACAAGUAAGACUCCCAUAAAUUUAUUCCCAUUGCUAAAAUGUUUAUACUGCUGGGCAGUAUGGUUUUACAGACUGCAGACCUAUUUUGUUUACCUGAAGGAAGUUACAGCUGUUAUUGAUGUUUGCUUUAAUCUGUUAAUGCAAGGAGGGCAUGUAUGUAUGCCCUGUUCACUGUGAUUUUAGUUUUUUAACCCAUCACCACUGGGUGAACAGAAAUCUCUGAGCAUGAUAAACUCUGGUGAUUUAUGGCAACUGCAAGACACUGGGUCCGGGAGUCUGCAUCCUCAAGCAGAAUUUCCCGCUACAUGCACUCUGUACAGGCGUACCCCACAGACCAAGUGGUUUGUUAUGACGCCAGUACACGUGACCCGUCUGGGCCAGGGUUAAUUUUGUUUACACACAGAUAGCCCGGGAAGUACUUAGUCACCUUAGUCAGGUACUAGGCCUACUUGAUCUCACCUUUAUAGCCCAUACCUUGAAUUUUUGGAAACGAUUGUUUUAUUUUUUUUACUGUUAUUAUUGUUAAUAAUUUGAUGAUAAUUAUGAUGGUAAAAUGAUAAUGAUAGUAGUAUUAGAAAAAUGAUAGCAGUAUUAGAAAUGAAAACUUUUUUCCCCCCAAAAUCAGAGAAAGAGGUAGGCAGGUGAGGUUAGGUAGACCAAGGGAUUAACUUUUUGCUGACUAAGCACUUUUAAAACCAUCUGAGUAUAAACAAAACAUGAAUUAAAUAUUCAUAAUAUAAAGCCUCAGUAAAAAUAAUAGUUCUAUACAAUAAAAAGUGGAAGACCCUUUUUUAAGAUAGGGAAUAUGAAUGAGAAUGAAAUUUAUGUAUUUUUUCUGAAGCAAGAAUUGUUAUUUUCUCCUAAUAUAUUUCACUUAAGAGUCUGCAAUAGAUCUUUCAUGGCAGUUAUUGUGAGAACUUAAUUCCUUGAAAUUAGAUAUGUUCUUGCUUUCCUGUUAUAUUUCUGAUCCUUUCACAUUAACAUAUUCUUAGUAUAGCAUAGCAAGCCUCUCUAAAUAUGAACUGGUAUUAAAUUGAUAUCUAAAGUGAAGGCUGUGCAUUGAUGGACAACAUCUUAUGAAGUAAAUGUGAGUGUAUUUUAUAAUGUAAACGAGAAUGCUGUUUUGUCUUCAGAUUGUGAAGAAGCUUAAAAAUGUAUGCUUUUGUGUAGCUUUUACUCCAGUAACUUUGACUAAUACUGUACAACAAGCUUGUGGCAUAUAAUUUUGUUUGUUAUAUGUUGGGAGAAAAAUUACACCCAGUGUUAAUAGUGAUAUUAAAGUGUGCCAAAAGUCAUAAAAUUAGGACUACUUCUAAAGUUUUCUAUAGAAAGAUUGAAUGUCAAAAUGUAUUGGUACUAGACUGUAUAAUGAUAAUGAAAUCUCUUGUUUCACAGUAUUCAGUCAAGUUUCUGUAAUGAGUAAAUCAUAAAUAAAUAAAAUUCAAUAGAUGAAAA
Penaeus chinensis is the source of this 5138-nucleotide messenger RNA. RefSeq names its product ras-related protein Rab-4B-like (gene RabX6). The record is from RefSeq and is a predicted model, not a curated record. Gene Ontology annotation, molecular function: GTP binding; GTPase activity. The coding region runs from base 343 to 963 and encodes 206 amino acids. The transcript has 5 exons. Lineage: Eukaryota; Metazoa; Arthropoda; Malacostraca; Decapoda; Penaeidae.